UUUUGAACUGUUAAGCCGGUCGGUUGGUGGUCGGCGAUAAAAUAAGAGUUUAGCAACCAUAUACGUCAUUAACCGUUAGCAAGACGUUCAAAUGAAAAAAGCGCGCGCUGCAAAUUUGUUUUAUUGCAGCAUUGUUAAUUUUUUUUUUUUAGUUUAACCAGCUUUGUUAAAUAAAAACCACAACAACAGCAAAAAAGUUCAAGCCACAAAAUGAAUGAAUGAAUUUCCAGAUGAGCUACGUAUGCGAUUGAAAUAAUAGAAGUAACGAAACAGAAAACAAUAAUAAUAACGCGAAAAGUCAUAAAGAAAGAUCGUUGACAACUUAUUGGGGUGACGGGUAUAUCGGACACGAUGCUACCGCAGCAGUAUUGCCUGCGCUGGAAGUAUCAUCACAGCAAUCUGCAGACCAUGUUCUCGCAGUUGUUGGACAGGGGAUGCUUCUGUGAUGUGACCCUGGCUUGUGAGGGUCAACUGAUACGAGCCCAUCGCGUUGUGUUGUGCGCCUGCAGCACAUUCUUUGACUCUGUACUCUCCAACUAUGCCAGCGAACGGGAUCCGAUAAUUAUUAUGAAGGAUGUGACCUUUGCUGAGGUCAAGUGCCUCAUUGAGUUCAUGUACAAGGGCGAGAUCAACGUGGAGCACGCCAGUCUACCCUCGCUGCUGAAGACCGCCGAUGAUCUCAAAAUCAAGGGUUUGGCCGAGGUCACUUGGCGUGAUGAUGAUGAUGGACCGCCGCCUCCGAUGCCAGCUGCAGAGUUUUAUUCACCGCCACGCAGUCUGACCGAGAGCUAUGCCCAGGACAUGCUCCAUCAGCAGACGCCGCCGCAGCUGCAGACGCACCAUAAAUCCGAGCGUGAACGUGAUCAUAAUUCGCCAACGGCAAUGGAUAACGUUCUUGGUCUAAAUGCCGCCGCUCGAAUGCCCGCAUUGACGCCUCUACCUAGUGCCAGCGCCCAUCUGGAGUGUGCUGCUCCAGUCGAUCCAUAUAUGGGACCCAAACGUAAGCGUGGUCGUCCUCCAUUGGAUGACACUUACGAUGUGUUCAAUGUUCGCAAACUGGCACAAUAUGCGGCAAAUUUGGAGCCGGCACAGCGUGCUUACUUGGAGUCAGGACGCUCCUUUGUCGAGGAGCCGCAGCCCGUUGUACAUUCCGCCUCUUUGGCCUCGCCGCCAGCCGCCUGUCCACCCAAGCAGCGUCAGCGACUGCGUCAGCAACAGCAACAACAGCAACAACAACAGCAGCAGCAACAACAACAACAGCAGCAACAACAAGCGACGUCACCACAAUCAGAGUCUGUUGAGCGCGAAGAGUCCACACAGGAUUGGCACCAUGGGGCAGAGGAGAGACGUGGCCAGGCUAACAUGUCACCCAAGUUGGGGGAACUGGACCUCAAGCCGGAGCUGGAAAUGAGCAACGAUGGCACAACGGACCAGGCAAGCAUGCCACUGUGCAAUGCCUCCAUAAAAUCGGAGAAGACGACGGAGCGACGCGAGCGUCAUGGUAAGCUGCGGCACGCCACACGCCGAUUGUACAAUGAGCGUGAAAAGUCUGCGGAUAAGACAGCUCGCACGCCGCGCACCUCGACGUCAGUGAGUGAGGGUCAGGAGGCGGAACAGGAGCCAGAGUCAGAGGAGCAGGAGGAGACAGCGUCUGGUGCGCUGCCGCAGACCGUGGAGGAGAUUGAGAAUGAGCAUCUGGUGGCCAACCGGGGCGAGUCACCGGCCGGAGCAGCACGCUCUGCAGCAUUAUUGUCGGCCAGCUUUGGUGGAAAGUAUACGCACACGGAAGCCACUGGAGCCACUGCAGCCACUGGUUAUUUGAUCAAUGAUCAUGGCAUGCUGAUGGCCCAUGACUUUGCGCCCACUGUGGCAGCUGCUGCGGCUGCCGCGGCCGCUGCUGCUGUGGCCAAUGCCAAAGCCAAUGGCAAUGGCAAUGGCAAUGGCAAUGGAACUGUCAGCAAUCAGACAACAAACUCUGGCAGUGAACAUGCCAAUGCCACGCUGGACUAUGCCGAGGUGAAGCUUGAGGAUUACGAUGCAGCCGAACUGCGGCUGACCAACGAAGAGCUAACCCAGUGGCAGGAUGUUAUCAAAAUGGAUGAUUAUUUGGCCAAAGGCCGACGUCCACAGUUCUGGGAGGAGCCAUUCACAAAGCGCGUGCUCGAUGCCAUCAAGAAUAAAAGACUCGAAAUGAAGAAAGCGGCACGCAUUUUGGGCGUCUCAUAUGGCACACUUUAUGGUCGCUAUCGUGAGGUUUAUGGUUGCCUAAAGCAUCCCUAUAGUGGCACCAGCUUUCGUAAUUCAGUUGCCGUUUCCGCCUCCAACGCAGCCAGUCAGUUGGCCGUGCAGCCGCGAUUUGAUCUGGGAUUCCGUAGUAGCAACGUGCUACCCACAGCAUUAGAACUGGGUAAGCUGCGACAUAAGGACCUGAGCGAACUCUGGACACGCCCGCAGAUAUGAAAACCAACAAAAAAAUAUUUACAAAAUCUCAAACUUUGCCCAUGAUGAAUCUAGGCGAGCGUCUAAGCAUACGUUUUAAACAAAAAAAAAAAAAAAAAAAAACAACAAUUUAUAGAUUAGAUUAUUUAUGGCACUUGCCCUGGAUUGGCGAGGACUCGAAGAAAAGACAGUUUAGCUACUUAAGUUAAGCGCGAGGCUAGUUUAAGAUGUUUAUGAUCAAUGAUCGACGAUCCAAAAACCUUUUCAUGAACAAACAAAACAAAAAAUAAGAAA
Messenger RNA from Drosophila innubila, 2733 nucleotides. RefSeq names its product longitudinals lacking protein, isoforms J/P/Q/S/Z. NCBI's taxonomy places the organism in Eukaryota, Metazoa, Arthropoda, Insecta, Diptera, Drosophilidae. Bases 352 to 2460 code for a protein of 702 amino acids. The record is from RefSeq and is a predicted model, not a curated record. Gene Ontology annotation, biological process: regulation of transcription by RNA polymerase II. Gene Ontology annotation, cellular component: nucleus. The transcript has 7 exons. Gene Ontology annotation, molecular function: protein binding; DNA binding.